GUUCGGAGUACUUGUUUGCGGGAUUCCAGAGCGUCGGCCCUUGUUUGUAUCCACUUCCACAACUUUGGACUUAGCCAUUUCAACGAUAUAACGUCCCGGUGUCGUUCGCUGCAUUGUCUAUUCACCACCCCGUUAAGAUGUCGACCUUCUUCUACGGCCACCAGCACCAACACCAACACCAACACGCUCACCACGGCGCUACUACCCACAUGACGACCUCGAAUAAUCACCACGGUGGUCGCUCUCGCCGAGGACCGAAAAUGAAUGCGCAAAAUGCUCAGCGCCAGUUCCGCGGUGUCAAGAGUAUGAGGGAACUUGCCGAGGCUCCCGCUGUGACGGCUUUCCGUGCUCGAUUCGAGGCUGGACGUUCUUUCGACCUCGACGAUGACUUGGAAUUCUGCCCUGGCCUUCUGACAGAGGACGAUCUGCACUCGAUUCACUCUGCUUCUUCCGAUCGCUCCUCACUCUCCAGUGGAUCUCCUGACUCAUCUCCGCUUCAGCACCAGAUUCAGCCUGUGCAGCAAGUCACGCCUUCAAUCUCCUUGUCUCCUGCAUCGACGAACGCCUAUGUUCACUCAGGGGUUACUGGUAACCUCAAUCACGUGAAUUAUCAGCAGCCGUCUGCCGUCCGCACCCGCAAAGUCAUUCCCAUUGUCAACCCCAACACGGGCAUGACUUUGACGAGCCCGCCUACGUCGAUCUCGCCAGCCUCGAUGCAGAACGCUCAACGGCGGUGGUGAGAACCGCUACGGAUAAGUCGCCAUUCCACUGGCAACCGGGCCUACUUCCGCCCAUGGCACGUUCUUCUUCCCUCGUCCGGCUUCUGCAUCAUCGGGCUCCCUAACCGCGGGUUUUAAUUCUUUCUUGCUUGUUUCUAUUCGACACGGCCAUCGCAUUCACGAUCAAACCCAAAUUCCCCUCUUGUUCUUCGCUUGACGAUUGCAAAAACGCCAACGGCUAAACCAGUUAUUCUCUGUAUAUACACCUUCUACCGAUGACGACUUCGAACACACUUAUACCUAGACUCUGAUGCUUCGGCUUCUUGCGAGCGACGGCGCCUGCGAUUCGACUUCUGCGC
Aspergillus saccharolyticus JOP 1030-1 is the source of this 1078-nucleotide messenger RNA. Its product is annotated as DUF4452 domain-containing protein. Bases 138 to 740 code for a protein of 200 amino acids. The record is from RefSeq and is a predicted model, not a curated record. Lineage: Eukaryota; Fungi; Ascomycota; Eurotiomycetes; Eurotiales; Aspergillaceae. The transcript is spliced from 2 exons.